Molecule: messenger RNA, 1806 nt
Organism: Trichophyton benhamiae CBS 112371
Lineage: Eukaryota; Fungi; Ascomycota; Eurotiomycetes; Onygenales; Arthrodermataceae
Exons: 2
Coding region: 1-1806 (601 amino acids)
Source: RefSeq, a predicted model, not a curated record
AUGCGUUUCACUCCCUCAAACUUGCUGUCUUUACUGGCAGUGGGAGCCAUCCUCCAGCCCGUCGUUGUUCCUAGGGCAAUUACUACUGGACUUAUCAAUGGAAGAGAUGAAUCCGGCUUGACCAAGUGUGAUGUUACUCUCGGUUGUGUGGAUGAGACCAUCCAGACACCCGAUUUAGAAGAUCAUGCGGUUAUCCCAGCCCUUCAAAAGAGAAAGGGAAGAAGGCCUGGAAGUAAUAAUAGGCCCAACAGGAAUGGUCAUGGAAAACCUAGCAAGCCAGCUACCGAUCCUACCUCAAGCCCAAAACCAGGACCAACAACAAAACCAUCUUCUGUCUCGACUACCCAGCCAGCAAAGACUUCCUCGACAACCUCAAAAGCGGAACCAACUACUAGCUCCAAGGUACACUCAUCCACCAGCUCAAAGGUUGUCUCUAACACCCGAACAACAUCAUCCGCAACCUCUUCUCAGUCAACGUCAGCAUCAACGUCCAGGACAGCGUCAACUACCAAGUCAGUCACAAGCUCAGCAACAACUUCGAGCUCGCAGACAUCUGCGCACUCGACAUCUAGUGCCCAUUCCACAUCUAGCUCAGGAGAAAACUCUUCUAUAAAAUCGGAGGAACAAUCAGCCACCCCCUCAGAGACACCGUCUAUAACAAGCUCAACUUCCACGAUAAAGCCUACCUCUGAGGCCGAGUUAACUACAACCUCCGAAGAAACAUACACAACCACAAAGUCUGGCGUUACCGCUGUUCCCACAUCGUCUGAGAAAGGGUCGGCCACCAGGUCUGAAUCUGCUACGACUGAUUCGUCUUAUACCCCUGUACCCACAUCCUCGGAGACAGACGUAUCUACCAGUUUAGAUGAAUACCCAGCCACAGAAUCAGCUUCAACACCCGUAUCUACAUCUGAAUCUGAACCCACGACUACCGUAGACAGACAUACAACUACAAAAGAGUCUUCGACACACGUCCCUACAGAAACAGCAUCACGUACCAGUUCGGAGACAGACCCAACAACAGCUUCGACCCAAGAACCAACAUCAACAAUUGAGCCAGGACUAAGCCAUGGCAGGACUGAUAACAAGAACACCAGCAUACUGAGUUGGGAAGAGUAUAUGAGAGAUGGAUUGAACGCACUUAAUCGUUUCAAAAAUGCGAUUCAAAACAAGGAGCCGGAUUUAGAAGCCGGUAAUUUUGAGGACAAUUAUAAAAUCGAGCAUGACAACAUAAUGAUCGGCGAACUGGUCAAAAACGACGGUGGAAAAUGGAAUCUCUGGAAAGCAACAGGACUUGACCAGUCAGCACUAUACGAGGGUGUCUUUGUGAAGCCAAUGACACCUAAAUCGGAUCGUGACGUGGUCUCUGAGAAUUAUUAUAACAAGGCUGCUAGAACAAUGGUCAUCGCUAAUAGCGACAUCAACCUUGAUAAUACAGCGGACGAUAAAAAACUGCGAUGGUCCGAGCUCACUUUCCAAGGCUGGAAAAAACUUGCUGGCGACGAUGCGAAGAACCUUCGCUGGGUUAUCCGGAACAAUGUCAUUAACCCGGGAACCGUUGCGACAGUGAAGAAUGCCAUCGAAUUGACGAACCAAAAUCCCAACAAGCGCGCAGAAUUUAAGCUCGAUGCCAGUAACAGAGAGCUAAAUGAUGCAUUUGUUGCUCUAGCUGGAACUGUGAAUGUUAAAGGAGUAAUCCACAUGCUUGCAGACCAUCACAACGAUAUGGGAGGACUUGGGCUUAAGAAGAUACAUGCCUUUGGACCACACAAACUCCUCCUAGAACUUGGGCGGAAGCUUACUUAG